UUAGAGAGUUAACAGGGCAGUGAAUCGAACAAAUAAUAAUUGCAACGUGAAGGAAACUUCAGACACGGGCUCACAAGUUAAAAUGCAAAAUCUAUUACAGAGCGCACAAUGAGAGGCAGUGAAUGUCAGUUUACACCUCGGUACUAAAAUCAGCAAGGCAGUCCCACAUCCAGGACUGGUAAGCCAGCAAGUAUGUACGCCGAGCGUCGCACAGAGAAGCCCUUUCAUUUCGGAGGAAUGUUCCGAUUCUUGUGCAAAAGGAAAAUAAAUUGAGCAGCUCGCGUGUGUCUCGCAGCCUGUCCUGUCAGCCAGGCAUCCUCUGCCGCUCUGCCGUGCGUGGACCGCGGCUGCAACGGUGAAUAACUCCAUUUAAGUUCCUGGUGUUUUGGCGGUGCUGCCUUGAAUGUUAAUGCAGACAGUGAGAGAGGGGGAGAGAGAGAGAUUCGCGGGAUGUGAUUGAUGCAGUCGAACUACCUUGGUGCUGGAGGAUUGGAUUGUGUGCCUUUGGGCUGCUCUGCGGUUUCCCCAGAGCCAGCGGCGGGGACAGAGUGUUACACAGAUUUGAACUUCGCUCACUCGCCUUCCCUCCCCUCUGAUUCUCAUGCUGAUUUCCCCCCCUCUUUUGUGUGCGGGACCUUUGGUGGGGGUGGGUGGGGGGGGGGGGAGGCCAGAAGGCUAUUGAUUCCCAUCUUUCCACCCACCCCACCCCCCUGUGAUCGGGUUAAAUGAAACCAGUAACAACAGAAGACAGACACCCAGCUGCCCCGAAGGCAUCGAUCGCAGCGCCGGAGCGCCGAGUUUUAAGGUGUAACUGUAGCAUUCGGACUCAAGUUGCCUGGGAGAUAUAUUCCGCUCAAGGAGGUCUUUGUUUUGGCUGACUUCCCAACAUUUGAACUCACAGCUGCCCCUCCAACAACUUCAUCUUGUGGGACAAUGUUACUUGGUUCCACGGGCCAAAGCAAUAGUCUUUUAGCUUCUCUGCAGCUGCAGGGAAGAACCAUGCAGCCAGCCCUCGACAUCAAACACUUCCUACCCUUUCGUCUCAGCACCCCCUCGCCUGUCGGACUAUUCCCCAACUUCAACACAAUGGAUCCAGUGCAAAAGGCUGUAAUAAACCACACGUUUGGCGUAACACUGCCACCGAAAAAGAAGCACGUCAUCUCUUGCAACGUAUGCCAUCUGAGAUUCAACUCAGAGAACCAAGCCGAGGCUCACUACAAGGGUCACAAACACGCUCGGAAGCUGAAAGCACUCGAAGCGCUGAAAAAUAAGCAGAAAGCCGCCGCCGCCGCCAAGGAGAACAACGUGACGCAGCCCCUUCACAACCUUGACGACACCAUCAGCGAGCCAGAGAAACCAGGAGAUUUAACUCCAGCACCCAGCGUGGAGAAAACUGAAAACAACUCUACCUCACUGGUCCACGUUUCCAAGAUGUUUGUGGUGGAGACGGCUGGUAACAAGACCUCAGCCACGCUCCCCUGCCCGGAGGCCACCAACGGCAGCUCGGAGAAUGGCGUGGACACCUCCUCGCUGGUGCCCGCCGCGGAGAUCGUCAGGAGCGGGGGCACCAGCAGCGUCAGCUCCGUCCCCGAGAGCGAGAAGGAGGGGGAGAAGGUGAAGCAGCAACUGUACUGUACAUGUUGCAAAGUGACUGUGAACUCCACAUCACAACUCGAGGCACACAACAAUGGGUCCAAGCAUAAAUCAGUGCUACAAGGGCAGAACAGCCACAACAGGAGGAGCAGGCUGAGACUGUUCCCACGGACAUUGUACAAAACCAAACGCAUUGGCAACAAGGGGAGCAUCGGCAUCCAGAGCAAGGCUUUCCACUGUAACAUCUGUGAAAUCUACGUCAACUCCGAAACCCAACUCAAGCAGCAUAUGACCAGCAGAAGACACAAGGAGAGGCUGACAGGAAAAACGUCCAAGCCCAAAUACAGCCCUUAUGCCAAGCUGCAACAGACUGCUGUGUUGGCGACAAAGCUGGCUUUUCAGAAGCAUCUCACAAAACCAAUAGCAACCGGUUUCUUACCUAAUCCUUUAACAGCAGCCGCUGUCUGCGCUAUGCCAAAUCUCAGUUUUCGACCGACCACACUCUUCCAGACACCAUUUCUCGGACCAGCCUUUUUCAGAGCGACCCCAGGCCCUCUGAGGGCAACACAUACACCUUUUCUUUUUGCACCGUAUUGACUUCAGGGUUCAAAACAGUACAGACAUUUCGGAGAAUAAAAGGGAACUAUGCAGUCGUAAAUGUGAACAUUAUGUUAUGCAUGGCAGAGUUCUGCCUCCUUGCUUUAACAUCUAGAAUCGGCAGUUUUAUACUGCAAAUAUAUUUAGAUGAACGUCAUAUUAAGAGAAUAUGGUUUCAGUAACAAAAGACUAUUACAGAGCUGAUGUAGAUGUGUGUAGAGUCCUGGUAGAACCAUGGUUUACCAGCCUUUUUUGCACAAUAUUUUUGUGAGUUCUUUAAGAUGUCAGUCGUUAGCAAAAGGUAUUCUGUGCGAGGGCGGGGUUUUUUUUAUAGGGGAAAAAAAGAAAGAAAAAUAUGAAAAAAGAACUCUCUGAAAUCAAAAUGGUUGACGAAAAAUCAGCGGCAUCAGGCUUGCAGCAAUCAAAGGAAUAAAGAUGUAUUCUAUUCGUAGAACGAGCAUGGCUCCUGGUUCAACCCCCCCCCGUUUGGGUCGAUAACAUUGAGGAUAUGAAAUCUCAGCCCCAUUGGAAUUCGUUCGUGACACAGAUUUCAGGGGGUGGCAACACCAAGAAGUCUAGUGGCUUGAUGGCGAUACCCUGAAGCCUCGUGUUCUAGCUGACUUUUCUCUCUGCUGGACCUUCAUCGAUCACUUAUGAUCACCCCUCAUCCGGGGAGCUCCAGAGUCACCAAGCUCAAUUGCAAAGACUGGAAGUGGAAAGCACGGAUUUAUCGCCUGAGAGAUUUCAGGGGUUUCAUGUAUUUUGGAAUUUUAAAAAGCACACUGUCCACAUGUACCGGGUUUGUGAUGCCUGCUCUCACAGAGACGUAACAAGGAAAUAACGGAGAAAGGUGCCAUCAAAUAUGUUCCGACCAGGGAGAUUACUAGAUUACCGCUGUUUUUAAUAAAUUCUAUUUAAAAGAUCCUAAUAAUAAUCCAAGCGAAUUCUUUACUUAAGACAUUGGUUUAUGUUUUGUGUCAAUCAUGCCUUUUAGUUUUUGUGCAAAUUUUAGAGCUUAUGUUUCAAUGUUAAAUAUUUUCGGAAACCCUGCCUCGUGGAGGCACAUUUGUAUCGGUAGAAUGGUGAUAAAUUGAGCUCAAAUCCAGAUGCAUGGAUCCAGAGAUAUUAGACUAUGAUUGCUAGUCUCACCAUUGGUUCCCCUUACCCCAAAACUGAACGUAAAUACUUUCAGAAUGUCUGCUUAUUUGAAAGGGACAUACACAUUUAUUUUGCAAAAGUCUUUAGAUAAUCAUUUGUAUUGUACGUGCAGCAAUAGAUAUUGUGGAGCCACAUCAACGUUGAAUCUGAAAAAAUGUCAUGCGUUAUUAUUUUGUGGACAUGGUUUGAAGUCAAAGGUUAAGGUUUGGACUGCAGUCUAUCUUUUCCAAGUCAGUAAAGAGAUUAUCAAAGAUGUAAUAUGUCAAAAGAACAUUUUAUUUGUACAA
This is a messenger RNA of Amblyraja radiata (thorny skate), 3635 nucleotides long. RefSeq names its product zinc finger protein 385C (gene znf385c). The record is from RefSeq and is a predicted model, not a curated record. Bases 934 to 2190 code for a protein of 418 amino acids. Gene Ontology annotation, cellular component: nucleus. Gene Ontology annotation, molecular function: zinc ion binding; nucleic acid binding. The transcript is spliced from 8 exons. NCBI's taxonomy places the organism in Eukaryota, Metazoa, Chordata, Chondrichthyes, Rajiformes, Rajidae.